AUGCUUCUCGGCCCGGGACACCCGCUGUCAGCUCCAGCCCUGACCCUGGCUCUUACCUUGGCCCUGUUGGUUAGAUCUGCGUCUCCCGCCUCCUUCUUUGGGGAAAACCACCUGGAAGUGCCCGUGCCCACAGCCCUGACCAGAGUAGACUUGCUGCUCCAGUUCUCCACAUCUCAGCCCGAUGCCCUGCUUCUCUUGGCAGCAGGCCAAGCUGACCAUCUCCUGCUCCAGCUCUACUCCGGAUGCCUACAGGUCAGACUUGUUCUGGACCAAAAGGAGAUGAAGCUGCAGACCCCAACAGACAUAGUGCUGAGUGAUUCUGCCCUCCACACCAUAGUGUUUACUGUGUCCGACAGCUUGGCUGUGCUGUCUGUUGAUGGGAUUCUAAACACCUCGGCCCCAAUCCCAAAAGCCAACCUGGAGGUCACCUAUGGGCUCUUUGUGGGGGGCUCUGGAAGCCUUGAAUUGCCUUACCUGAAGGGAAUCAGCCGACCCCUGAGGGGCUGCCUCCACUCCGCCACUCUCAGUGGCCGCAACCUUCUCCGUCCACUGACGCCCGACGUUCGUGAAGGUUGUGCUGAAGAGUUCUCUGCUGGUGACGACGUGGGCCUGGGCUUCUCUGGACCCCGCUCGCUGGCUACCUUCUCUGCCUGGAGCACCCAGAAGGAAGGCACACUGGAGUUCACUCUUACCACGCGGAGUCAGCAGGCUCCCUUGGCCUUCCAAGCAGGGGACCAACGUGGCAACUUUAUCUACGUGGACAUAUUCGAGGGCCACUUGCGGGCUGUGGUUGAAAUGGGUCAAGGCACCAUGCUGCUUCGUAACAGCGUGCCUGUGGCCGAUGGGCAGCCCCACGAGGUCAGCGUACACAUAGAUGCUCACCGGCUGGAGAUCUCUGUGGACCAGUACCCUACACGCACUUUCAACCGCGGGGUCCUCAGCUACCUGGAACCACGUGGCGGUCUACUCCUUGGGGGGCUGGACGCAGAGGCCUCUCGCCACCUCCAAGAACGCCGUCUGGGCCUGACACCAGGAGCUGUCAAUAUCUCCCUGGUAGGCUGCAUAGAAGACUUCAGUAUUAACGGCAGAAGGCAGGGCCUCCGGGAUGCCUGGUUGACCCGUGACAUGGCAGCAGGCUGCAGGCUUGAGGAAGAUGAAUACGAGGAAGAAGCCUACGGCCCAUAUGGAACUUUCUCCACCCUGGCACCGGAAGCCUGGCCAGCCAUGGAACUGCCAGAGCCAUGCAUCCCCGAGCCAGGACUGCCUCCUGUCUUUGCCAACUUCACCCAGCUGCUUACCAUUAGCCCACUGGUGGUGGCCGAGGGUGGCACAGCCUGGCUUGAGUGGAGGCACGUGCAGCCCACGCUGGACCUGACAGAGGCAGAGCUUCGCAAGUCCCAGGUGCUGUUCAGCGUGAGCCAGAACGCACGCCAUGGGGAGCUGGAGCUCGACAUCCCAGGAGCCCAAACCCGGAAGAUGUUCACCCUGUUGGAUGUGGUGAACCGUAAGGUCCGCUUUGUUCAUGAUGGCUCUGAGGACACCUCUGACCAGCUGAUGCUAGAGGUGUCAGUGACCGCUCGAGCCCCUGUCCCCUCCUGCCUUCGAAGAGGCCAGAUUUACAUUCUACCCAUCCAGGUGAACCCUGUCAAUGACCCACCCCGCGUCAUCUUCCCGCACGGCAGCCUCAUGGUGAUCCUGGAACACACACAGAAACCUCUGGGACCUGAGAUUUUCCAAGCCUAUGAUCCAGACUCUGCCUGCGAGGGUAUCACCAUCCAGCUCCUUGGUGUCUCCACUGGUGUCCCUGUGGAACACCGGGACCAGCCUGGAGAGGCAGCAACUGAGUUUUCCUGUCGGGAACUGGAGGCAGGCAACAUAGUCUACGUCCACCGGGGCGGACCUGCCCAGGACCUGACGUUCCGGCUCAGUGAUGGGAUGCAGGCCAGUGCUCCAGCUACGCUGAAGGUAGUGGCUGUCCGGCCGGCCAUACAGAUCCUCCACAACACGGGGCUGCGCCUAGCCCAGGGCUCCACUGCAACCAUCUUGCCUGCCAAUCUGUCCGUAGAAACAAAUGCAGUGGGACAGGAUGUGAGCGUGCUGUUCCGAGUCACUGGCACCCUGCAGUUCGGGGAGCUGCAGAAGCAGGGGGCAGGAGGGGUGGAGGGCACCGAGUGGUGGGACACACUGGCGUUCCACCAGCGCGAUGUGGAACAAGGCCGAGUGCGGUACCUGAGCACUGACCCACAACACCACACCCAAGACACGGUGGAGGCGCUGACCUUGGAGGUACAGGUGGGCCAGGAGACCCUGAGCAACCUGUCUUUCCCCGUGACCAUCCAGAGGGCUACGAUAUGGAUGCUGCGGCUUGAGCCUCUGCAUACCCAGAACCCUCAUCAGGAAACCCUCACCCUAGCCCACCUCGAGGCUUCCCUGGAGGGGGAGGCAGGCCCGUACCCUCACACCUUCCGCUACGAGUUGGUUCAGGCCCCCCGGAAAGGCAACCUGCAGCUCCAGGGUACAAGGCUAUCAGAUGGCCAGAGCUUUAGCCAGAGUGACCUGCAGGCCGGUCGCGUGACCUACAGGGCCACCAUGCGGACCUCUGAGGCAGCUGAUGACUCUUUCCGUUUCCGCGUGACGUCCCCACCGCAUUUCUCCCCACUCUAUACUUUCCCCAUCCACAUUGGUGGUGACCCAAAUGCUCCUGUUCUCACUAACGUCCUCCUCGUGGUACCCGAGGGAGGGGAGGGAGUCCUGUCUGCUAACCACCUCUUUGUCAAGAGUCUCAACAGUGCCAACUAUCUCUAUGAGGUUAUGGAGCAGCCCCACCACGGCAGGCUGGCUUGGAAGGAACCAAAGGACAAGGCCACCCCAGUGACCUCCUUCACUAAUGAGGACCUGCUGCAUGGCCAGCUGGUCUACCAGCACGAUGACUCUGAGACCACAGAGGAUGACAUCCCAUUUGUGGCCACACGCCAGGGCGAGGGCAGUGGUGACAUGGCCUGGGAGGAGGUGCGCGGUGUCUUCCGAGUGGCCAUCCAGCCCGUGAAUGACCAUGCCCCCGUGCAGACCGUCAGCCGUGUCUUCCAUGUGGCCCGGGGUGGACAGCGGCUGCUGACCACAGACGACGUGGCUUUCAGUGAUGCUGACUCGGGUUUCACUGAUGCUCAGCUGGUGCUGACCCGCAAGGACCUCCUCUUUGGCAGCAUCGUGGCUAUGGAGGAACCCACGCGGCCCAUCUACCGCUUUACCCAGGAGGAUCUCAGGAAAAAGCAAGUCUUGUUCGUGCAUUCAGGGGCUGACCACGGCUGGCUCCAGCUGCAGGUGUCUGAUGGGCAACACCAAACCACUGCCAUGCUGGAGGUGCAGGCCUCAGAGCCCUAUCUUCACGUAGCCAACAAUUCGAGUCUUGUGGUUCCUCAAGGAGGCCAGGGCACCAUUGACACAGCUGUGCUCCACCUGGACACCAACCUGGACAUUCGAAGUGGAAAUGAAGUUCACUACCACGUAACAGCUGGCCCUCACUGGGGACAGCUGCUCCGGGAUGGCCAGUCAGUCACCUCCUUCACCCAACGGGACCUGCUGGAUGGAGCCAUUCUCUACAGUCACAAUGGCAGCCUCAACCCCCACGACUCCCUGGCCCUCUCUGUAGCAGCCGGGCCAGUGCACACCGACACUAUCCUGCAAGUGACCAUUGCCCUGGAGGGCCCCCUGGCCCCACUACAGCUGGUCCAACACAAAAAGAUCUACGUCUUCCAGGGGGAAGCAGCUGAGAUCAGAAGGGACCAGCUAGAGGUAGCCCAGGAGGCAGUGCUGCCUGCGGACAUCAUGUUCUCGCUGAGGAGCCCCCCGAGCGCCGGCUACCUGGUGAUGGUGUCCCACGGUGCUUCAGCGGACGAGCCGCCCAGCCUGGACCCUGUGCAGAGCUUCUCCCAGGAGGCAGUGAAUUCAGGCAGGGUUCUCUACCUGCACUCUCGUCCUGGAGCCUGGAGUGAUUCCUUCUCCCUGGAUGUGACCUCGGGCCUGGGUGACCCUCUUGAGGGCAUCUUUGUGGAGCUGGAGGUGCUGCCCACAGUCAUCCCCCUGGAAGGGCAAAACUUCAGCAUUCCUGAAGGUGGCACUCGUACCCUGGCCCCUCCACUGCUCCAAAUCACCGGGCCUUACUUCCCCACACUGCCAGGCCUCCUCCUACAGGUGCUAGAACCACCCCUGCACGGGGCCCUGCAGAAGGAGGACCAACCUCGAGACAGGAGCCUCAGUACCUUCUCCUGGAGAGAGGUGGAAGAGCAGCUGAUCCGCUAUGUGCAUGAUGGAAGUGAGACACCAACAGACAGCUUUGUCCUGGUGGCUAAUGCAUCGGAGAUGGAUCGCCAGAGCCAGCCCAUGGCCUUCACCGUCACCAUCCUGCCUGUUAAUGACCAACCACCUGUUCUCAGCACAAACACAGGCCUGCAGAUCUGGGAGGGGGCCACUGUGCCCAUCCCUCCUGAGGCCCUAAGGGGCACAGACAAUGACUCAGGGCCAGAAGAUCUGGUCUACACCAUCCAGCAACCCAGCAAUGGACGGAUAGCGCUGAGGGCGGCUCCAGACACAGAGGUCCGCCACUUCACACAGGCCCAGCUGGACAAUGGACUUGUGCUGUUCUCACACAGAGGAGCCCUGGAAGGCGGCUUCCACUUCGACCUCUCUGAUGGUGCACACACUUCACCUGGACAUUUCUUCCGAGUGGUGGCCCAGAAGCAAGUGCUUCUCUCCUUGGAGGGCAGCCGGAAGUUAACUGUCUGUCCAGAGUCUGUGCAGCCCCUCAGCAGCCAGAACCUGAGAGCCAGCUCCAGCACAGGCACUGACCCCCGGCACCUGCUCUACCGGGUGGUCAGAGGCCCCCAGCUUGGCCGACUGUUCCAUGCCCAACAAGGCAGUGCAGAGGAGGCCUUGGUGAACUUCACCCAGGCUGAGGUGAAUGCUGGGAAUAUUCUGUACGAGCAUGAGAUGUCUCCUGAGCCCUUCUGGGAAGCCCAUGACACCAUUGGUCUCCUGCUGUCCUCACCACCUGCCAGGGAUGUGGCUGCUACCCUUGCUGUGGUCAUGUCUUUCGAUGCUGCCUGUCCCCAGCGCCCCAGCCGCCUCUGGAGAAACAAAGGUCUCUGGGUCCCUGAGGGCCAGCGAGCCAAGAUCACCGUGGCUUCCCUCGAUGCCUCCAACCUCCUAGCGAGUGUCCCGGCAUCUCAGCGCUCUCGGCAUGAUGUGCUCUUCCAGGUCACACAGUUCCCCACCCGGGGCCAGCUGUUGGUGUCUGAGGGGCCACUCCACGCCAGGAGGCCCCACUUCCUGCAAUCUGAACUGGCUGCAGGACAGCUGGUAUACGCCCAUGGUGGUGGGGGCACCCAGCAGGAUGGCUUCCGCUUCCGCGCCCAUCUCCAGGGGCCAACAGGAGCUUCCGUGUCAGGACCCCAAACCUCUGAGGCCUUUGCCAUCACUGUGCGGGAUGUGAAUGAGCGGCCCCCUCAGCCACAGGCCUCCAUUCCACUCCGGGUCACCAGGGGCUCACGAGCCCCUGUCUCUCGAGCUCAGCUGAGUGUAGUAGACCCAGACUCGGCUCCAGGGGAGAUUGAGUAUGAAGUACAGCGGGCACCCCACAAUGGCUUCCUGAGCCUGGCUGGGGACAACGCUGGGCCCGUGACCCACUUCACACAGGCUGAUGUGGAUGCAGGGCGGCUGGCCUUUGUGGCAAAUGGAAGCAGUGUGACUGGCGUUUUCCAGCUGAGCAUGUCUGAUGGAGCCAGCCCCCCGAUACCCAUGUCCCUAGCUGUGGACGUCUUGCCGUCCACCAUUGAGGUGCAGCUGCGAGCACCCCUGGAGGUGCCCCAAGCUUUAGGGCGCUCUUCACUGAGCCGACAGCAGCUCCAGGUGAUUUCAGAUCGCGAGGAGCCGGACGUAGCAUAUCGCCUCACUCAGGGGCCCCUGUAUGGGCAGCUACUAGUGGGUGGGCAGCCUGCCUCUGCCUUCAGCCAGAUGCAGGUAGACCAGGGGGAAGUGGUCUUUGCUUUCACCAACUUCUCCUCCUCUCAGGAUCACUUCAAAGUCCUGGCUCUGGCUAGGGGUGUAAAUGCAUCAGCCACCGUGAAUGUCACAGUGCAGGCUCUGUUGCAUGUGUGGGCAGGUGGGCCAUGGCCUCAGGGUACCACCCUGCGCCUCGACCCCACUGUACUGGAUGCCAGUGAGCUGGCCAACCGCACAGGCAGUAUGCCCCACUUCCGGCUCCUGGCCGGACCCCGAUAUGGCCGUGUGGUUCGUGUGUCCCAAGCCCGCACAGAACCUAGGAGCAACCGUCUUGUGGAACAUUUCACUCAGCAGGACCUGGAAGAGGGAAGGCUGGGCCUAGAGGUAGGCAGGCCAGAGGGUAGAUCCAUGGGCCCAACGAGUGACAGUCUUACUUUGGAGCUGUGGGCAAGGGGUGUCCCACCCGCGGUGACUUUGUUGGACUUUGCCACCGAACCUUACCAUGCAGCCAAGGCCUACAGUGUGGCUCUGCUCAGUGUUCCCAAUGCUCCUCGGACAGAAACAGAGAAACCAGGAAGAAAUGCCCCCACUGGCCAGCCUGGCCCAGCAGCAUCCAGCCCAGUGCCCACUGUGGCCAGGAGCGGUUUCCUGAGCUUCCUAGAGGCCAACAUGUUCAGCGUCAUCAUCCCUGUGUGCCUGGUCCUCCUGCUCCUGGCCCUCAUCUUGCCUCUGCUCUUCUACCUCCGCAAGCGCAACAAGACAGGCAAGCAUGAUGUCCAGGUGUUGACCGCCAAACCCCGCAAUGGCCUCGCCGGGGACACAGAGACCUUUCGCAAGGUAGAGCCGGGCCAAGCCAUUCCACUCACCGCUGUGCCUGGCCAAGGGCCCCUGCCGGGAGGCCAGCCUGACCCAGAGCUACUGCAGUUUUGCCGGACACCCAAUCCUGCUCUCAGGAAUGGCCAGUACUGGGUGUGA
Molecule: messenger RNA, 6972 nt
Organism: Arvicola amphibius (Eurasian water vole)
Lineage: Eukaryota; Metazoa; Chordata; Mammalia; Rodentia; Cricetidae
Gene: Cspg4
Product: chondroitin sulfate proteoglycan 4
Exons: 10
Coding region: 1-6972 (2323 amino acids)
Source: RefSeq, a predicted model, not a curated record